Messenger RNA from Hypanus sabinus (Atlantic stingray), 4128 nucleotides. It is a transcript of the gene gas2l3, whose product is annotated as growth arrest-specific 2 like 3. The record is from RefSeq and is a predicted model, not a curated record. Bases 861 to 2468 code for a protein of 535 amino acids. The transcript is spliced from 11 exons. Gene Ontology annotation, cellular component: actin filament. Gene Ontology annotation, molecular function: actin filament binding; microtubule binding; cytoskeletal adaptor activity. Gene Ontology annotation, biological process: actin crosslink formation. NCBI's taxonomy places the organism in Eukaryota, Metazoa, Chordata, Chondrichthyes, Myliobatiformes, Dasyatidae.
UGGGGGAAUGUGUUGUCCCUAAAAUAAGUGUGUCUUCAGGCUCCUGUACAUCCUCCUUGAUGGCAAGUGCUGGGUCUCGGUACCAUUUUCAGCGUAUGUUAGUGAUAAUAAACCUGAUUCGAUCUUGGGGAGUGACUAGAAGCGGAAACUCCACUGGACCCAUGCAAGAAGCUGAUGGGUAGGGGGCUUUCCUCAUUACUUUCCCAGCACCUGCUGUAACGGCAGAUGGGUAUUGAUAUGAGGGGGAUAGUCACACAGCUCUGAACGGGCUGAACGGCCGCUGCCCUGAGGGAGAUGUUGUGAUUACCACGUGGCUGAUUGAAGGCCACGCCCCCGCACGCCCCGCCCCUGACGCCAGCAGCCGGCCCGCUAUUGGCUGUUUCGAAUGGCGCUGGUUUCUGCCUGAAUGGCGGUUUAGCUGAUCCCGGUGAGCUCCAGGAUUUGCAGGAGAUAGAAACUGAGCCGGGACGCUUCUGGACAAAGGAGAGAGAAACUUAUCCGGAACGGUCCAAGACAGGGCAAGUGAUCCGAGACGUCCUGGAUUUGCCCCGGGACGGGUAGCAUGACUGGACAGGGCCAGGACGGCCCGGGAUUUUAGGAGAGAGCCGGUACUUUGCAAGUGAAGGGCCUGAAGCACGUUGAGGAUCCCCACCACCCCUCCCACAAUCUCUUUGACCCUCCACCAUCGGGAAGGAGGUACUGGAGCAUCAGGACUAGGACUGCCAGACCAGGGAACAGCUCCUUUCUUCAGGCUGAGGGUUUUUCAACAGAACUGUCAGUCCCAGAGAUGGUGCCAGCUUUAACAAAUCUCUUAUAAAGACUUCUGCCUUUCAGUUGGAAGAGACAUCGCUGAAGGAACAAUGGCUCUGCAGAAAGGUCUUCGGAUGUGGUUUGGUGAUGAGCCUUCAUGCUCGCGGAGUCCAUUGACUCCAAGACACGGGCCAGGACUCUCAGACGUUUCGCAAUACGACCAGUGGCUGGCUGUUCGACACGAGGCUACACUGGUGCCAAUGCAGGAAGACCUGUCUAUCUGGCUGAGCAGCCUGCUUGGAAAGAAGUUGAGACCAGAGAAUUUCAUGGAGGAACUCGACAAUGGCGUAGUACUCUGCAAGCUGGUCACGUUUCUCCAAAAGAAAGUGAAAGAAUGCGGGAAUCUGGAGAACAAGGAGCACUUCUCAAUGAGGAAAGUCCCGUGUAAAAGUGAUGCUGUUUCCGGCUCCUUCUUCGCUCGAGACAACACUGCCAAUUUCCUGUCCUGGUGCAGAGCGAUUGGGGUGGAUGAGACCUACCUGUUUGAGUCUGAGGGGCUAGUUUUACACAAACAGCCGCGGCAAGUGUGCCUGUGCCUGCUGGAGAUUGGUCGUAUUGUGUCCCGGUUUGGUGUGGAACCGCCAGUGCUAGUGAAACUGGAGAAGGAGAUUGAGCUUGAGGAAACCCUGCUAACCACCUCCACAGACAGGAUCCCUGCAGCAAUCCCAAAGCCAAGUUGCUCCAACAAAGAGCUUCACCAAGCAGUGAAGAUCAUUGCAGAUGAUCCUCCUUGCAAUUGCUCCCAUCGGUUUUCCAUUGAGUUCUUAUCCGAAGGACGUUACCGCCUGGGGGGCAAAAUACUGUUUAUCAGAAUGCUGCAUGGGAAACACGUGAUGGUGAGAGUUGGGGGAGGAUGGGACACCCUUCAUGGAUUCCUGCUCAAGCAUGAUCCCUGCCGACAGCUGCACCUCACCGCAUUGGAGGAGAAAAUUAUGGCUCUGGAGAAGGCUGGGCCCAGGACUCCAAGCGCACGCCAGCUGUGUUCAGGCCCCUCUCAACCUUCACCAGGCUCUGGCCCCCGCUGCCACUGCCCCUCCUCGACCCAAUCGCCUGCUCUUAGGUCUCCGCUCCACCCGCCGGCUGCAGCUGUAACUCCGGCCAGGCCUCCAACUGCAGAGGGGCAGGCCUCGGGCCUGGGCCGGCCGCCACAGAGGAGGCGCCCUGGUUUAGGCCCAGGUCCAGUCCUCACUGAGCCUGUGCCCAAGCUCAGUGCCCGCUGCCCAGCCGGGAGGGGCUUAUCGCCGACUGCUGUCUCUCCUGGGCCCCGCAGCUGUAACAGGGCCACACCAGCCACUACUGCACUCAAAUCUACCCGCACGCCUGGGUCUCCGGGCAGAGGCAAAGCCGCAACCUACCCUCAGGUGCAAGCCUCACCCCGGCCUUUCCCGCAGGCCUCACCCUCACCACGACCCCUCUCUCAGGUGUCAUCCCGCUCCCAACCCUUGCCCCGCACCCCGCUUGCUGUGGUGAAGCUGCCUCAAGCAAAGGUGCAGAGCACUGAGACACCCCGGGACAGGCCCAAGGCCCGGCCAGUGAAGGGUGCGGGGCUUACGGGCAAAGCUCCACACUCUGUCAUCACCUCCAGGCCCCGGCUGCCAAAAGCCCGAGGGGAGGAUGCUUACCUGGUAAUGAGUGGGGUCUCCCGGUCCAAGAAGUGAUAAGGGGUGGGGAGGAGGCGGGAGAAUGGCAGGAGGUGUGAGUCUUGGGAUGAGAUCUUGCUGUGUAUGCAAUGGUUGCUGUGCAUUACCCAGAAAGGUUUUCCUCUGGUUGGGUCUCCCUCCAAAGCUGCCCAGGGCGCUGAAGUAACUUUGUGUGCUCAUCUUACCCUCUUGAUGAUCAGGAGAUCUCUCUACCUUCUCCUGUCCCAGGAUAGGGGCCAUCAGCCUUCUCCCCUGUAGUCCCUCUCCUCAGUACCAGGGUGUUUACCUCUUUCACCCUCCCUCACCCAUGGAUGCUGACCGUGGAGGAAGUUCAAUUAACUUCUCCCAUCCACACUCGCCCCGCUGACGAGAGUUGAUGCACCGUUCUAAUACAGUACAGAAUGUUCCACCCUGCACAUGGGAGUGAUCAUUUCCCUCCCUCAUGUUUUGGUCUUCGUGAUGUUAAAGAGGGGCCUUUAACUUCAAAAGCUAUCCUGAAAGCGCUGGUCAGUAAUAAUGUGGAAGGCUUUGUAAGAGGCGUUUCACUGAGUGGAGGAGGUAUUUCCACUGGACCUUCGCGGUGCGCUAAUUGUCGACAUGUGCACCAUGGCCCUGUGAUGUUUCCCGCCACGUGGACCGGCAAUUUCCACCCAGACCCGGCCCCUCUGGGGCUGCGUUCAGCUGGUCAUCGUUGCAUCGCUUGUCUUUGUGAAGAUGGUGCAGCGUGGCUUCGACGGGUUGCUCAUUCCUGAACUCCAGUGUGUUGUUCGCUGAGUUGCUUCUAAACCGGUUUUGUGCACGAGGACACUACAGGAGUCAUUUUGCUGGGCCAAAGUCAGCAAAGUGGCAAAAUGCAAAGUCUUGCAUUUUUGUUUGUGUGUUUAUGUUGUUGUGAUUGAAGUCUUAACAUGUUCUUUGUGUAAAAUGGCAUUGACUGGGUGAACAAGCUGUCCUGGUGUCCUGGGACAAGCACACUGAAGUGCCCAGAUUUUCAGAGAUUAGACGGACUGGGAACUAUUUGGCUCUGUGCUGAGGUUCAUCUCCAUUGUUCCCUCUCCUGGGUGAAUAAUUUCCGUCUCUGUCCUCCGUUUGUACAGUGGUAAAUGCCAGGGGAGUUCUGGCCCCAAAGACACGUCCCUGCAUCUAACAUGUUUUAUUUAUUCUCUUUGGGCUUUCCAAAUUAACAUUAUACCUAAACUUUUUUUAAUUAUUUGGUAAAAUAUAUGUAAUUUGAACAGGUACGGCACACUGGAGUCCCAUUGUUGAAGGGUGGCAGUUUGCUCCUCCUCUCUGGGUAUUUUAUUUUACAUUUCCUGUUUUCUGUUUUACAAUUACUUGCCUCCUGCAGGAGGUGACAAUCUCCCUCUCCGCUACCCCGUUGAGUACCCAUAGAGAACUCGGUAAGGUUUUGGAACAGCAUGUUUGUCCUUUCUUGGGAAGCUGAACUGGACAGGGUGAGAGUUCUGGAGAUGUUUAUUACUGUAAAUGGGUUGAAGUAGUGGGUGAUCUGUGUGUAGUCAAACAUAGGGCAUGAAAUGCAGAAAUGUGUGGGGCUGAGCUCGAUUCGUGCCUGUUACCCCAGCCCUGUACUAACCUCAACGGCUUCACACUGGAUAUAUGCAGUACCUCCAUCUAAAGAUAUAUUUAAUACCCAACAAAAUUGUCAAUAAAACUAUGA